GGGGUCAGCCCGGCCCUGUCUCCGAGGAGGGAGGUGGGGGGGGGCCCGGGCCCCCCGCACCUGGAGCAGCGUCACCAAGGCCCGGCAGCUGUCGGUGUCGCUCAGUGGCACCGUCCCAGCUGCCACUCAGCCCCCGGCUCCCUCCCCCUCCGCCGAGUGCCAAACGCACAGCUCGGGGCGGAGAGACGGACCCCGCUUAGCUGGCUGCCGGGGCUGCGGGACCCUCGCCGUGCCGCCCGGUGUGGGGCCGGGGCCUACGAGCCAUGCUGUCCUCUCCGGCCGUCGUGCUACACCCGUACAGCCUGCCCGUCUACCCGCAGGUGCCCCAGUGCUAUCCCGGCCUGGUUCAGGGUAGCCAGGAUGCAGCUGCCCCCGCCGACCCCAUGACUCAGACGUACCCCGCCCCGUACCCCCCGGCCCCGGCCCGGCUGGCCCCGCCGUUCCGCCCGCCCGGUGCCCUGCAGGACUACCCGCCGCAGCCCCCCGCCGAGCACGGCCUGUGUCUCUACCCGGCUGGCCAGCCCCCCCCGGAGCACGCCGCCCCGCCGGAGCCCCUGGGGCCAGCCCUGCCUCCUCCCCCCGCGCCAGCUGAGGAGAGUCCCGCAGCCGCUCUCAGCCCAGAUGGCCAGGAGGCAGAGAGCGAAGACGGCAAAUCCCAGCCCAAGCGGCUGCAUGUCUCCAACAUCCCCUUCCGCUUCCGUGACCCCGACCUGCGGCAGAUGUUUGGGCAAUUCGGGAAGAUCCUAGACGUGGAAAUCAUCUUCAAUGAACGUGGUUCUAAGGGUUUCGGCUUUGUGACCUUCGACAGCAGCCAGGACGCCGACCAGGCGCGAGAGAAGCUGAACAGCACCGUUGUGGAGGGCAGGAAAAUUGAGGUGAACAACGCCACGGCCCGUGUGGUCACCAAGAAGCCUCCGGCAGCGCCUGCGGUGAACGGUUGGAAGAUCAACCCCUUGGUUGGCGCUGUCUAUGCCCCCGACCUCUACACAGUGGCCACCAUCCCCUACCCGAUGGUGGCCCCGGCGGCGCUGGCCUAUCGUGGGGGCCUGCGGGGCCGUGGCCGAGCCAUUUACAGCCCUAUCCGGGCAGCUCCCGCCCCGUCGCCCGUCCCUGCCUACGGGAGUGUGGUGUACCCGGAUGGGCUAUACGGCACCGACGUCUAUGGCUAUGCAGCGUACCGGGUGGCACAACCCCCCGGGGCGGCCGCAGCGGCGUACACCGACGGGUACGGCCGGGUCUACACCGCGGCGGAUCCUUACCACCACGCCGUCGCUCCAGCCUACGGCGUCGGAGCCAUGGCCAGCCUGUACCGCGGAGGGUACAACCGCUUCACGCCGUACUGAGGAACCAGGGGCUGCGAAGGCCGGCGGCCGUGACGGGAAGGGGCCUGGGCAGUGGGCUCUGAGAUCUCGGUGUGGAUAGGGACAGGCCGGGGGGGCACUUUACAUCAAGUCCCCUGCUCCCAACACAGAGUGUCCCAGACGGGUCGGGACACCCAGUCCAGCCCUAGCACCCCAGACCCGUUACGCAGAAUCCCCCUGUGGAACUCCACCUGGCCCCAGCAUCUGUUACCCAGAUCCUGCCUGGCCCUAGUCCCCUGGCCAUAGAGACAAUGGGGUUGGUACAUGCAGAGAGGGGAACACCGCUGCCCACCAGGGAGUGGAGAUGAGGGUGAAUUUGGCCAGUGUUUAAUAUCCGACGCCUGCAUCACACCCGGGGCCGUAAGGGGGUUACCGAGUGGGGCUUGGUCUUUUCGAUCAGUGGUCCUCAACCCUCCCUGCUGACCGUAACCCCGUUCAGGCGUCCGAUUUGUCUUGCCUACCCCCGUGUUUCACCCCUCUUAAAAACGACGUCAACCUGCUGAAUGUGCUCGCCCCAGGGUUUACACUCAGCUGCUGCUCUGGUCAAUAUUUCCAACCCCUCUGGGGUUUUUAGAGCAUGUUGGGGCAUGGGAGGGACAUACUCUCUGAGACUUUUAGCCCUGGCUUGCACACGUGAGUAAAUGUCUAAUACAGUGUGAAUCCCCGCAGUACGUUACCGUAGAAUACAGGCUAGAGAGCAGCAUAAGCCAGGCCUCGUCUGUAUGAAAUGUUAACGACUUGGCUGGUGCUUUUUAUGUCACCUGCUGUAAAACUGGACAACUAGCUAGCUGAGUGGACGUACCCCCCAGAAGACCUCAGUAUCCCCCCCCCAGUUGAGAACCACUGCCGUAGAGGCUGGUGAAAAAAGAAAAGCCAGGGAAAUUCUAAACCUGGGGCUCAGAGGCUCCUGGACUUUAAGGUCAGAAGGGACCAUGGUGAUUGUCUAGUCUGACCUCCUGCACAAUGCAGGCCACAGAAUCUCACCCACCCACUCCUGUAACAAACCCCUGACCUGUGUCAGAGCUACUGAAGUCCUCAAAUCGUGGUUUAAAGACUUCAAGGUGCAGAGAAUCCUCCAGCAAGUGACCCCAUGCCCCACACUGCAGAGGAAGGCGAAAAAACCCCAGGGCCUCUGCCCAUCUGCCCUGGAGGAAAAUUCCUUCCCCACCCCAAAUAUGACGAUCAGCUAAACCCUGAGCAUAGGGGCAAGACUCACCAGGAAGGAAUUCUCUGUAGUAACUCAGAUCCCACCCCAUCUAACAUCCCAUCACAGGCCAUCAGGGCCCAGGAUUGUGGCCAGAGGCCUCAGCUAAGCAGGGAAGAGGGGACUGAAUCUCCAGCAUCUGGCCCCUGGGACCUGAUGUUGACUGAAUUCCUUUUCCAGCUAGUGCCCAGCUCUCCCCGCUGUUCACCCCCUACCCCGUCUCUCUCCAUUUCUCUGCAGCCUUCUCCCCACCCGCAUUGCUCCUGUCUCCCGCAUGCAUCCUGCGCUCUUUCGGCUCCGCACUGGUGCUGGGGGGGGGGGGGGGUCUUUGUGCUCAGCAAAGAACUAGGUAGGGGGGCCUGUCUGAUGUGGUGUCCCUGGCUGGGGGUCGCAUUGACAGCAGGUUGAGUGCUGAGGUGUUUGAACCGUGGCGGAUUUCAGGGUCUUCUCCCAGCCUCGCGCCCCAGCUCAGUCUCUCAGGGAAAGCUCGUGACUGCCAAAGUCUUUCUCCUUUCCCCGUUUUCUCGUGUUGUAAUAAAGCUCUGAUCUCAGUUCU
Molecule: messenger RNA, 3121 nt
Organism: Caretta caretta (loggerhead turtle)
Lineage: Eukaryota; Metazoa; Chordata; Testudines; Cheloniidae
Product: RNA binding protein fox-1 homolog 3
Biological process (GO): regulation of alternative mRNA splicing, via spliceosome; nervous system development
Cellular component (GO): nucleus; cytoplasm
Molecular function (GO): mRNA binding
Source: RefSeq, a predicted model, not a curated record